CGGAGGAGGCGGAGCGGGAAGGGGUGGGGUCCGUUCGCGGCCCUGCCCAGCGAGGUGGGGCCUCGGACCCCGCCCGGCGCUGCCGGGGAGAGCGACCAGGGCCGGCCUGCCUGCCUGGGGAUCCGACGCCUCCGUCAUGUUCUCCCUCCGAGCCCCCAAAGCCACCUUCAAGUCGUACCUGUUGCCGCAGGCUGAAGAGAAGAUCAUUCCGGAGCCUCGACUUAAGAAACUGGAGCCUGUCCUACUGCCAGGUGAAAUUGUGGUGAACGAAGUGAACUUUGUGAGGAAAUGCAUCGCAACGGAUACAAGCCAAUACGACCUCUGGGGGAAACUGGUCUGCAGCAACUUCAAGAUAUCCUUCAUCACAGAUGACGCCCCUCCUCUUCAGAAAUUCCAGUACAAAAAUCUCCUCCUGGGAGAACACGAUGUUGCCUUGACGUGUGUAGAGCAGAUCGUCACAGUGAACGAUACCAAGAGGAAGCAGAAAGUCUUAGGCCCCAACCAAAAGCUGAAGUUUAAUCCAACGGAAUUAAUUAUUUACUGCAAAGACUUUCGCAUUGUCCGUUUUCGUUUUGAUGAAGCUGGACCGGAAAGUGCUAAAAAGGUGUGCCUUGCAAUAGCACACUACUCACAACCGGCAGACCUCCAGCUGCUCUUUGCAUUUGAAUAUGUGGGCAAGAAAUAUCACAAUCCAGCAAAAAAGGUGAAUGGAAUAGACCCUGGAGGAGGAGGAGGAGGAGGAGGAGGAGGAGGAGGUGGUAGAGGUGGUUAUAGCGUUCACCAUCAGACACCCUUGUUUGAAACGUUCUCAGACUGGGAUAGGGAGAUCAAGAGGACAGGAGCAUCCGAGUGGCGGGUCUGUUCAGUCAACGAAGGCUACAUGAUAUCCACCAGUCUUCCAGAAUAUUUUGUGGUCCCUUCCUCGCUGGCGGAUCAAGACCUGAAGCUGUAUUCUCACGCCUUCACCGGACGACGGAUGCCAAUGUGGUGUUGGAACCAUUCCAACGGGAACGCUCUGGUGAGAGUGGCCCACAUCAAGGACAGCCUACAGCAACGAAAAAUAGACCAACGGAUUUGCAAUGCUGUCACCAGAAGUCAUCCACAGAGGAGUGACGUCUACAAAUCCGACUUGGAUAAAUGCCUGCCAAAUAUUCAAGAAAUCCAGACGGCUUUCCUCAAACUGAAGCAGUUAUGUGUGAAUGAGCCUUUUGAAGAAACAGAGGAGAAGUGGCUGUCCUUGCUAGAUAGUUCACGUUGGCUGGAAUACGUGAGAAUCUUCCUGAAGCUUUCUGCAGAACUGGUCUACAUGCUGGACAGCAAACACGUUUCAGUAAUUUUGCAAGAGGAAGAAGGGCGAGACCUAAGCUGCUGUGUGGCAUCUCUUGUCCAAGUGAUGUUGGAUCCCCAUUUUCGGACCAUCGCUGGAUUUCAGAGCCUGAUUCAGAAGGAGUGGGUCAUGGCAGGACACCCGUUUCUGGACCGGUGCAAUCACUUGAAGAAAUCUGACAAAGAGUCUCCUUUGUUCCUGAUGUUCCUUGACUGUGUCUGGCAGCUGCUUGAGCAGUACCCAUCGGCCUUUGAGUUUUCUGAAGUCUACUUGACCAUAUUGUACGACAGUACACGGAUCUCACUGUUUGGUACUUUCCUCUUCAAUUCUCCGCAUCAGAGAGUGAAGCAAAGCACGGAAUUUGCCAUCAGCAAAAAUAUUCAGCUGGGUGAUGAGAAAGGCCUGAAAUUUCCUUCCGUUUGGGAUUGGUCCCUUCAGCUCACCCCGCGGGAUCGCCUGCUCUUUCACAACCCUCUGUACAUUGGCAAGAGCACACCAUGUGUGUGCAACGGGACCGUGAAAACCUUCAAACGGUCAAAGAAGAACUACAGCUCAACCCUCAGAGGCUUCCCGUCUUCCCUCAAGAACGGCAUCAUCAACGAACAAGACUUCUUCCCCAGAAGAAGCUCCCUGAUCCUCAAGCUGAAACCGGACUUCCUUCAUCACAUGGACAACACGACCAACGGCAUGGAACAGUAUUUCCGAGACUGGUUCUCCAAGCCAGCAGACCUUCACGGUGUGAUCCUACCCCGCCUCUCUGGCACACAGAUCAAACUCUGGAAACUCUGCUACUUCCGUUGGAUCCCCGAGGCCCAGAUCAAGCACGGGGGUUUCAUCACAGCCUUCCACAAAAUCUCUCUGUUGGCCGACGAGGUGGAGUCCUUGAACCAGAGCUUGAGGCAACACAACGGCAGCCCGCCAUUGUUGGCCAACGCAUCCGAGCAGGACCAGGGUCGCCUCUACUUCCGAGCCCACAGGCUCAAUGACAGUCCCACCACGCCAGACUUCCUCUCCUCCGCUUUUCCAUUCUCCCCUGUGGGAAACCUUUGUCGGCGUAGCAUCCUGGGCACGCCCCUGAGCAAAUUCUUGAGCGGUGCCAAAAUCUGGUUGUCCACCGAGACCCUGGCCAAUGAAGACUAACCCUGGGAGCGAACGAAGAAGAAACGGCGGUCUUAAUCCGACACCGCUAGCCAGAAGCUGUCCUAACUUUAUAGACCACGUUGAUGUUUUUGCACAAAAGUAUUUAAAGGCAAAAUCCUUGUGUUUUCAUAAUGCACAGAAUAUUAUUAUUAUUAUUUUUGUUUUGUUUUAACGUUGCAGCCGAUCCGUUGAUCGUCUUGUCUUAGUUUCACCCAUGAUUCUUCCUGCUGUCUUGGUUGAUAGGGCAAUUGCUUUUGGAAGUUGAUUCACCCUCCUGAUAACACCCAUGCAUCAAAAGUUGGGCUUGAUGAUUAACUGUGUUUUGUUUCUGUUUUGUGAGGUUUCCUCUUUUGGAGUUGCUGGCUGAAGCCUGCAGCUUGACAAGAGGGAUGAAGGAAGAGAAAUAGCAAAGAAAAGAAAAAAAGAGAGAGAUUUGCAGGGUGACUAACCAGUGCGAAAUACUAGAGCAAUAUAUAUAUAUAUAUAUUUCCCCCCCUCAGGUGGUAGAACAAUCCCAUGAUGAUUUAAAAUUUUGCAUUGCUGUGAAUUUCAGCCAGAACUUUUACCCUUCCAUUGAAGUAAAUUAUAUUUCGCUUUACGCCUCCCUUUUGGUCAUCAUGGUUACGUUUGGCUCAGCUCUCUAUUUAUUUAUUUAGGCUUUGAGGUUGCCUUGUAGUUUACAAAAAUCUGCCUCCCGAAUUGCGUACGCUGCCAAUGAAUUUUUGCUGGUGGGACGGUUGGUGUCUCUUAGCGGAUUAAAACCAAGAAAUAACAAAAGAAAACUAGCUGGAAAAAAUCUUACGGCUUUUAAUCUGGUUAAAGGGUAAAGAGAAACAAUUGCCCAUAUUGGCUCCAGGCAUCGUGGUUUGAGACCGUUCUACCAGCAUGUAUGCAAAAAUGACAUUUUUUUAAACACUAGUCUUAAAAGUGCCUUUUCUUGCAUUGACGUUAGUAUUUGCCCGGAAUUCAGUUACAUUCAUUUGAUAAGCUAACAUUCUGCAUUUUGAUGAUGAUGUAGCCUGUUUCCAGUCUCCAUAGUGAUUUCUGGAGGUGCUUUAAGGAUUUACAAUCCUCUAGCCAGGAACUGACAAAUUGUUGAGUAUUACUGACUGUGAAUGGGCCUUGAUUGGGUUAGAAUCAGCAUUCUUGGAAGGAAAUACUGUUUUUUAUACGUAGUUAUGGACUCCCCUUUUUUUUUUAACAGUUUAGUUCAGUGUUUAUGAACGAACCUUGGCUACUUUUUAAGAUGGUGGACUUCAAACUCCCAGAAUGGCUGGGGAAUGCUGGGAGUUGAAGUUCACCCGUCUCCAAGUCGCCAAGAAUGAUUUAGGUUGAAUUCGACCAAGAUGGUUGGUGGAAUUCUUUUAGGGCUUCCCGAUCGCAGAAUCUGAGGUGGGCAGGUGUGCAGCAUGGGGGAAAUUUUAAGAGGAUUUGGGGCAAAUCUGGACAUGCCAGGGACAUCCAGUCAUGUGUUUUGUCUUGAGCAGGUGGACAUGGGUUUUCUGCCAUUCUGUAGUGGAAAGGUGCCUUCAAGGCCUGGUCAGGAAACCAUGGAAACCUCGCCUGUGUGUGAAAUGGAUAGCUGUCUGGAACAUGGCUUAUGUUCAGCCCCAUUGGGAGAACAUGACAUACCCAGAGGUUCUCAAAUAUUUGAGAUACUGGUGUUGAUCCAGCAGUGGACAAAUAGCACAUAGUUACAGUUCUGCUGUUUGGGACAAGGAAGGAAGGGAUCCAGAUUGACCCCCUUCCCGUGUGGGGCAAUCUGGGGAUCGACCGUGCCAUAUGCAGUCUGUCUCACUGACCAUUGUUGAAUUGGGGUCCCAUUAUCAAGUCCGUUACGAUCUCUUCCCCUUCCACCCCCACAAGCUUCUACAAGUGGGUCACCCAGAUGCUGAUCCUUCAAGGACAUUAAUUACAUAACUGAAAUCUUUAUCUUUAAUCAUCGUCAGUGGAGCAAAAGCUUAAUUUUCCUACGGUUGAGUUCCUUGCGUUCAGGAUUUUUCAUAGGGGUGGGAGAAAUCAAUUCCUUUUUACUAAGGUGACUUUCUUAUACGGAUUCUCUACUUAACGCUUCAUAGUCUUAAUGGCCUUUCAGGUGUAUCAAAUUUUGCUAAGGAAAGCGGGAUGAGUAUAUAUAUUUUGCAAAAAAACAACCAGUAACUACGUUAAGGUGAUUUAACUUUUUUUGAGAUGUGUCUUGUACGCCUGAUCCUCUUUUUAACAGGAGUUUUUUAAUUGUGCAUUUUUGUAAUGUGUGACUUUACUUUUUUUUUUUUUUUUUAAACCCUUGUGGGAUGUUAGAACUUUGCCUUUGAAAUAGUUGCCUGAUCAAAUGGGAAGAAAAUGGCUUUGUGGGAUGGUAGUGUGUGAAGCAGGUAUAGGUAGGCCUGUGGUUACUCAUGUCAGUAGAUCAGUUAAUUUGGCAGGAAAGAGGCCUCCUGAAAUAUAAGCAUUAUUUACUGUUAAGUAAUCAUGCUUAGCAGGAGAACCUGACAUGAGGGUCUCAGACCAUAGAAUCUUGAUUAGUCUUAAGUGAAAAUACCUCUUUGAAGUGAAUAUGGUGAUCAGAAAUGAAGGGAAGUUGCGAGGGAUGCAGCCUUGGGGACCUGUUGGCCUUUCAGAUGGUCUAAAUGAUCUUUUUUUCCCCAUGGGAUGGUGCUGAUGAGGAUUUCUAAAACCAGGCUUCCCAGCCACGCAACUUUUAAGACAUGUGGACGUCAACUUCCAGAAUUCCCAAGCCAACUUCUGGAAGUUGACAUCUACACAUCUUAAAUGUUUCAUGGUUGGGAAACCCUGGGCUAGAAGUUGUUUGGCUUAGCAACCUCUGAAGCCUCCACAAAUCCAAGUCCUUUUUCUGGGCACAAAUUGGGCCUUCUCUGAUGUCGUCCAGAUGUGAUGGCCCAACUCUCAAAAAACUUCCCAGACUGACCACCCGAUUGCAGUAGCUCUGCCAGUGCCUUUGUGUGCCAUGCAAUGGUGAUGUGGAGAAGAGGAGAGAGGUUGGUUGGUUGAGGUGGGUGGAUGGAUGGAUGAAUGGCUGCUCCUUGGUCUUCAUCCUGGACAGGACAAAAGGGUCCUUUCCCCCCCAAGGAGGAAUUGUUAGGGAGCUCCAGAAGAUAGUAGAGUUUCUCUCGUUUAAAGCCCAUCGUAGACUUGAAAAACAAGGACCAGCUGCUUCGAGACCACAAAUGGUCUCUUGGUCAAUCUGGCUCUCGUCUUACCUUCUGCCAACUCGAUGGCGUUUGUGAACUUAAAAGUAGGGGUGGGGGGGAAUUCCUCCCCCAACACCAAUGAGCAGCCCCCAUAUCUUAACUUUUUUUUUCAAAAGCAGGUACUUUCCACAGUGAAGUUUUUGUAACUGUGCAAAAGAAGAGAUGGUUAUUUUUGUACAUUUGUUUAAUAGCAAGGGGGCUGCUUGAGCUGAAGGAGGUGGUUGCUGUAAUUAAACUGUGUAAAAAUAAUUAAAAAAAAACCACAUCACUUUUGAUGCUGUCAAGUAGAUUUGUGACUGUGGGUGUGUUUUUACCAUGGGUGUAUAAUUUUCUUAGGCAUAUCAGCAAUCCUAAAGAUGUGUUUCACCCUGGCAGAAGGUCCGUCCUUUCAAUUCUGGUGCUUUUUGCAUGUCCUUCUUGUUAAAUUCUGGCUCUUUUAAAAAAAAAAGUAUUUUAAAAGUCAAAUACGCUUGACUUUUUUUUUUUUAAGGAAAAGUGAACCAAGCCAUCAGGAAAGUGGAAUUCUCUGACUCUAUGAAAAUGGGACUGGAGAGAAGAAAUCCCAUUUUUAUGCUUUUGGAAGAGACGAGAGGUGUGCAUCCUUGCCAACUUUUAAGACUAAUAGACCAACUCCCAGAAUUCCCCAGCCAGCAUGAGGGAAAUGGCUGCCUGGGGAAUUCUGGGAGUUGAAGUCCACUGAGUCUUAAAACUGGACACCCCAAUCUAAAGUUUUGGUGUUCCCAAGCAAGGAUCUGCCUAAGCACAGCAGAACAGACAAAGGAGAACGGUUUCCUUCCACCUGCCAUAAUGAUGUAUGAAAUUGCAAAAUAGAUGAGACUUAAUAAAAAGCAACCUGCCCUCU
Messenger RNA from Notechis scutatus (mainland tiger snake), 6541 nucleotides. The record is from RefSeq and is a predicted model, not a curated record. NCBI's taxonomy places the organism in Eukaryota, Metazoa, Chordata, Lepidosauria, Squamata, Elapidae.